Molecule: messenger RNA, 2547 nt
Organism: Gambusia affinis (western mosquitofish)
Lineage: Eukaryota; Metazoa; Chordata; Actinopteri; Cyprinodontiformes; Poeciliidae
Gene: cdkal1
Product: CDK5 regulatory subunit associated protein 1-like 1
Exons: 15
Coding region: 160-1854 (564 amino acids)
Biological process (GO): tRNA methylthiolation
Cellular component (GO): endoplasmic reticulum
Molecular function (GO): 4 iron, 4 sulfur cluster binding; tRNA (N(6)-L-threonylcarbamoyladenosine(37)-C(2))-methylthiotransferase activity
Source: RefSeq, a predicted model, not a curated record
CCCUCGUUACUUGCUAUCCGCCUACAAGUAUGGCUGUUCUGUAGUUGUAAUAUAUUUGUUUUUGUUGUGUAGCUAAUCCGAACUUUUUCACUAUAAGCAACUUUUUCCUUUGGACUUUAGCUUACUUGACCUAAAAACGACAUUGCAAUCCAGAUCACCAUGCCAUCCGCCUGUGACUCUCUGAUUGAAGACAUCGAGGAUAUGGUGUCUUUUAAUGACCCCACUCCUCAUGACAGACAGUCUGCAAGAAAGAGUAUUCUGCCAAGGUCAAGAAAGAAGAAAGAGCUUUUAAGCAAUGAAGAGCUUCAAGUAGACAGUUUGAUCCCUGGCACCCAAAAGAUCUGGAUGAAAACGUGGGGAUGCAGUCAUAACAACUCAGAUGGGGAGUACAUGGCUGGACAGCUCGCUGCCAGCGGAUACAAGAUAACAGAGGACUCAGCAGAAGCCGACUUGUGGUUGCUGAACAGCUGCACAGUGAAAAACCCUGCAGAGGAUCACUUCAGAAAUUCAAUCAAGAAAGCCCAGGAGCAGCAAAAAAAAGUGGUCGUUGCAGGUUGUGUUCCUCAGGCUCAGCCCCGGAUGGACUACCUUAAAGGUCUUAGCAUUAUUGGGGUCCAACAGAUUGAUCGAGUGGUGGAAGUAGUGGACGAGGCUGUUAAAGGUCACUCUGUUCGCCUGCUGGGUCAGAAGAAAGAUGGCGGAAGGAGACUUGGAGGUGCGAGAUUGGACUUGCCGAAGAUUAGGAAGAACCCUCUGAUUGAAAUCAUCUCCAUUAACACUGGGUGUUUGAAUGCAUGUACGUACUGCAAGACAAAACAUGCUCGAGGAGACUUGGCCAGCUAUCCCAUAGAGGAGCUCGUGGAACGAGCUAGGCAGUCUUUCCAGGAGGGAGUGUGUGAGAUCUGGUUGACAAGUGAAGACACUGGUGCUUACGGCAGAGACAUAGGGACAGACCUGCCUACAUUACUGUGGAGAUUAGUGCAGGAGAUACCUGAAGGAGCCAUGCUGAGGCUGGGCAUGACCAACCCUCCUUACAUCCUGGAACACCUGGAGGAGAUGGCAAAGAUUUUAAAUCACCCACGUGUUUAUGCCUUCCUUCAUGUUCCCGUGCAGUCGGCCUCAGACAGUGUCCUGAUGGACAUGAAGAGGGAAUAUUGCAUUGAUGACUUCAGAAGAGUUGUGGACUUCCUCAAAGACAAAGUACCUGGAGUAACAAUUGCUACAGAUAUAAUCUGUGGAUUUCCCGGUGAGACUGAGGAAGACUUCCAGGACACUUUACAACUUGUGAAACACUAUCAGUUUCCUAGUUUGUUCAUCAACCAGUUUUACCCAAGACCCGGUACACCUGCUGCUAAGAUGGAGCAAGUUCCAGCACAUGUGAAAAAGCAGAGGACUAAAAAACUCUCUGAACUCUUCCACUCUUACAACCCCUACGACCACAAGGUAGGAGAGAGACAAUUUGUGCUGGUGACAGAGGAGUCUUUUGAUGCGCAGUACUAUGUUUCCCACAACAAGUUCUACGAACAGGUGCUGGUACCAAAAAGGGCUGAUUUCAAAGGAAAGAUGAUUGAAGUGGACAUCUACGAGGCAGGGAAGCACUUUAUGAAGGGGCGACCAGUAGAAGACAGCAAGCCUUUCACUCCCUCUAUUGCCGUGCCUCUUCAGAAAGGAGAAGUCUCUGGUCUGUUGCAGGAACAUAUGGCCAAUGGAGUCAAAGGAGCUGCUUCUAUGCCACCUGACUCUGCGCUCCUGGUCGGCUCCUACAGUCUGGACAGAGAACUGCUGAGGAAACUGGGGAUUUGCGUUGCACUAGCAGCCGCCGUCUUGGCCUUUAUUAUUGAGAAGCUCUAUUAAAUGUACUGAAUCAAGAAACACCGACAAGUUUGAAGUCUGAGAAGAUGUUUUAUUUAAGCAGGUUUGGCACAGGUUUUGUGUUUUUGAUUGGAAAUGAUUGCAUCAAAUUUUUUUGUCUUUGCUCACUUCUUGCAUCCUGAAAGUUUUUAUGCUUUGUAGCCAUUUUACAGAUAAACCAAGAACACCUGAAAGUCCUAUUGCAUUUUAAUGAAAAUGAAAUGAGCAAGACGUCUUCAGUCCUUUUACAUUCGUUUCAGAGUAUUUUUAUUUUUUUUUUUACAACCUAAACAUAGUACAUUUUUAGAGCUGCAAGAUAAAUCUCAUUCAGGUUGUGUUUACAAAUUUACCUAUGGCUCAAAAUAUUGAUAUUUGACUUCCCUUCAGUAAAAAAAGAACAACAAAAAUAAAACUGUAAUUAUUCAUGUUUAAAAUAAAAAUGUGCACUGUUGUUUAUAAUAGUUUCCUGCCAGUUUAUUGCUGCCAGACACAAUCAUAAUAAUUUGUUUUAUUCUGUACACCCUGAUCUUCUUUGCUCUCUACAGGAGAACAGUUUCAUUUGUUCUCUGCCUGUAAUUGUGCUUUGCUGAUGUUUACCUUUGAGAUUUCUUCUUCUGUGUGCCCUUAUAUUCCCUUUUCUUUCCACCAUCAUUAUAAUACUACUUUAUGAUCCUGCAAUAAAACCAAAAUGAUUAA